Messenger RNA from Pseudocercospora fijiensis CIRAD86, 192 nucleotides. RefSeq lists its product as uncharacterized. The transcript has a single exon. The record is from RefSeq and is a predicted model, not a curated record. NCBI's taxonomy places the organism in Eukaryota, Fungi, Ascomycota, Dothideomycetes, Mycosphaerellales, Mycosphaerellaceae. Gene Ontology annotation, molecular function: nucleic acid binding. Gene Ontology annotation, biological process: DNA integration. The annotation marks the transcript as partial.
AGGGAACUGCUCUUAGACAAUAGUAAGAAUUUCUUAUUAAGAGUUCUUGCAUAUUUGAACAAAAAGCUUAAGACUAAUUAUAAGCUUGCUUUACCCUAUUAUCCUAUAACAAAUAGCAAGGUUAAGAACCUUAAUAGCACUCUUAGAAAUAUUUUGACUAAGAUAUAUAUUAGUUCUAAUAUUAGGCUUUAG